This is a messenger RNA of Salmo salar (Atlantic salmon), 1099 nucleotides long. The record is from RefSeq and is a predicted model, not a curated record. Lineage: Eukaryota; Metazoa; Chordata; Actinopteri; Salmoniformes; Salmonidae.
UGUUAAAUGAUUUGCCUAGUUAAAUAAAGGUUAAAUAAUAAAUUCAUAUCCUGUUUGUCCAUUCAUUGCAUGUUACUGACAAUUUUGUUUGAUACAAGGUGUCUGUUUUCAUUAUAGUCUUCGAAAAACCGAAUAAACAACUGAUCACAAAAAAAGUACAAUUACAAAGAGAUGUUAAUGGUUGUAAACAAACUCCUCUUGGUCAGUAAUGAGGCCCCACCUUCUGUCUUCCGUCAGCUGUGGACGGGCGCUCACCCCAAAGGAGACGCCCUCAUCAAGGACAACAGGAUAGCCCAGAGGACGCUGGGCCAGUGGAUCGCAGACUACCCAGCAUGCUUGGGGUCAAAGGUCAAAGACACUUUCCAUGGCCAGUUGCCCUUCCUCUUCAAGGUCCUGUCAGUUAACACCGCUCUGUCCAUACAGGCUCAUCCCAACAGGUUUCCAGAGCAUUACCCUGACAACAACCACAAGCCUGAGAUGGCCAUCGCACUUAGUCAGUUUGAAGGCCUCUGUGGCUUCAGACCUGUGGAAGAGAUCAUUGGCUUUCUCAAAUUUUGAGUCUGCUGCUUCAACUGACAGUGAAGAGAUGCCCUAGCAGUCAGAUCCCAGAUCUCACAGACACAUCUGACACGACUGGAGUGGCCCCGUUACCACGCUAUCCCAGAGUUUCACGCCCUUGUCGGAAAUGAGGCGGCGGAGGAACUGCAGAGCAGUAUCGGGGAGGCACUCCGCAUCUCGCUGGCCCUCAAGAAGUGCUUCACCCGCAUGAUGAACUGUGAGAAGAAGGUGUUUGUGGACCAACUCAACAUGCUGGUGAAAAGAGUCACUGAGGAUGGUGAGAGCAUUAUACAACAAGUAUUUUAUUUUUGUGACGCCUUUACCCUUCCUCAUGUAGCUAGACCCCAACUAGCCUGGUCCCAGAUCUGUUUGUGCUGUAUAGCCACCAAAUAUGUCAUGUUUGGCAUGACAACGACCAUAGCAGAAAAGCACAAACAGAUCUAGGAUCAGGCUAGGCCCCAGUUUUCUUGCGAAAGCCCCAAAAAGAGGUGUUCUCUUUUAUAUAAUCAAUAGUACAUGAGUAUGAAUGUGGGCAUAAAUG